Molecule: messenger RNA, 601 nt
Organism: Megalopta genalis
Lineage: Eukaryota; Metazoa; Arthropoda; Insecta; Hymenoptera; Halictidae
Source: RefSeq, a predicted model, not a curated record
UUUGUUUGUUUUUGCAGCUCUGGACCCAGCUCUCCCCAAUUUCAUACUUGCUGGGCCAGGCGAGCGAGUAGCUCGCGGUGAUGCAAAUUACGUAGAAGUCAUUCAUACUGACGCUGGUUUCUACGGAUACGUAGACCCGAUUGGGGACAUCGAUUUCUAUCCAAAUGGUGGUUCCCAGCAACCUGGUUGUGUUUCCAACAUUUGCUCCCAUACGCGAGCGUACAAGUAUUUCGCAGAAUCCAUCAACAAUCAGGCAGGUUUCGUUGGGUACAAGUGUGAAAGCUACUCGAAGUUCAGAGAUGAUAUUUGCGACUCAAGUCCUAAGGCUUACAUGGGAAGCAUGAAACCGGAUUAUGAGGCCAAGGGCAAAUAUUACUUAAACUCGAACGCAAAAUCCCCAUAUGCUUUGGGUGACGUUGCACUUAAACAAUCAAGCGCUUAAUGAUUGAUGCGCCUUGAAUGCGUACGUUUAAUCACAGUUUUUCAGAAAACAUUGAAAUAUGAAUACUAUUGUUGUGUCAUGUUGCUACGUACAUGCUCUUGCUGAACUGAACCAAUUAUUGUAACACAAUGAAAAUAAAUUAGUCAAUCAUUACAAUUA